UCUGUGAUAAAAAAUUGUUUUAUUUGGAAAAUUAAAAAUAAGGCAGACAAUAAACAAAAAGAAGAAUAAGCAUAUAGAAAUGUUCCCUUCAAAACCAAUUCACAAAAAACAUUUUUAAAGGGUUUCUUUAGAUACUAUUUAACGUGUGUUUCAGACAUUUUCUGUGAUCGCCGGUAACCUUACACUUUGUACUAAAUGUCCGAAAGUUCGUGUUAUAUUCUUGAUAAUGGAGCUUAUACAGCGAAGGUGGGCCUAUCGACAAAGUUGCCAAAGGUUGUGCCUAACUGCAUUAUGAAAGCGAAGUCAGAAAGGCGACGUCCUUUUGUGGGCUCCCAAAUCGACGAAUGUAGAGAUGCCUCUGGACUUUUUUAUAUCCUACCGUUCCAAAAAGGUUUUCUAAUCAACUGGGAUACUCAAAAGACUGUCUGGGAUUAUAUGUUCAGUAAAGAGUGCUGUCCAGUGAAUUUCAAUGAGACACCCCUGAUUGUGACUGAGCCAUUGUUCAACUUUGCUUCAAUACAGGAAGCUAUGACAGAGAUUUUUUUCGAGGAAUACGAGUGCCAAACUCUUUUGCGUAUAAAUGCCACAGAUUUAGCAGAAUAUUACCAUAGAAAGACUCACAAUAAUGAAUGUACAGUAGUUGUCGAUUCUGGUUACAGUUACACAUAUAUUGUGCCAUACAUAAAAGGUAAAAAAUAUCGGGAAGGCAUAAGGCGUAUUGAUGUUGGGGGUAAGGUGUUGACCAAUCAUUUAAAAGAGAUUUUAUCGUACAGACAAUUGAAUGUAAUGGACGAAACUUAUGUUAUAAACCAAGUCAAAGAAGAUUCUUGUUUUGUUUCCCAAAAUUUUAUGCAGGAUAUCGAAAUUGCUAAAAAGAAAGGUUCAGCCAAUACAAUCGUCAAAGACUAUAUCCUUCCUGAUUACACCACAAUCAGAAGAGGGUACCUUCGUGAUGUUGUCAAAUCUGAUGAAGACUUAGAACAGCAAACACUAAGACUAAACAAUGAGCGAUUCUCCAUUCCUGAACUCCUGUUCCAUCCUUCAGAUGUUGGUAUACCACAAAUGGGUAUACCUGAAGCUGUAAUGCAUUCUAUUAAUGCAUGCCCGGAGGAAAAUAUGGAGAGUCUGUUAGAAAAUAUUGUAUUGUACGGAGGCAACACUUUGUUCCCUGGAUUUAGGGAUAGAGUAUAUAAUGAUGUCCGCUCCUUUGCUCUGGAUCACUUUGAUGUUAAUGUCUAUUUGCCAGAUGAUCCUUUGACCUAUGCUUGGGAAGGAGGAAAACAUAUUUUCAGGGACCCAGACUUUUAUUCAUUCUGUAUGACUAAAGAAGAGUAUGAAGAGGAAGGAAAAGCAUUGGCUUUUGAAAGAUUUGAUAUAUAGCAGCGUAAACGAGCGAAGAAGUCUUUGUAGUAGACUUUCGCUCGUUAAAUGUGGUGACUGAGUUGGACCUUGGCAAGUGUCUUAAGUACCUAUGCUAGCAAAUACGCUAUCAAUAUGUUGAC
Chilo suppressalis (striped riceborer) is the source of this 1502-nucleotide messenger RNA. The record is from the annotation of a GenBank genome assembly. Lineage: Eukaryota; Metazoa; Arthropoda; Insecta; Lepidoptera; Crambidae.